AGGAGGGCAGCGGCGGCGCCGCUGCUCCCCCAGCGAUGGCCCGGGGCUACGUGGUCAUAGAGGUGACCCACCUGAUCAACCCGAGCAACCGCAGAGGCGAGACCCUGCACCAGCUGCUGGAGGACCUGAGCCCGUGCAUAGCACAGCCGGUUGAAGGCCCGCGGAGCUACGCCAAGGUGCGCAUCUGGGAGGCCCACAUCGACAUCGUCACGAAACUGAUCCAGGGCCUCCGGCGGACGCGGUCGAAGUCGCAGAGGGUGCAGCUGAAGAUCCUCGAGAGGAGCUGGCUGGGCCUGACUGCACUGAGGGCGGGCGCCGCGCUGGCUGGGCGAGCGAGGUGCGGGGAGGCGCUGCGGGGGGCAGGAGAGGGGCCGCCCGAGUGUGCCCACAUCCCCGAGCCCCCUCGCGUCGUGCAGACAAACUCGGGUUCGGUUGACAAAAGCCCACGUGGGCGUUCACACACGUUCGGAGUGUAUCGAAUAGUAGCGCGUGCCCAGAUUGCUGCCUGCGUCGAAGCUGACGCAGCUCGCAGUAUUAUUCAGUUUGUUAACGCGUGCCGGAAUUGCUGCCUGCGCCCCAAGUGUCGCAGUUCGCAGAGUUAUAAAGUUAUACAGUUGUUCAUCCAUCGCCCAGCGCGCUGCGCGCGUGCGAGUGCUCGCGGCGGGCUCUAUAGCGAGCGUGCUGGCCAGUCUCGACGCCAUUUCGGCACGCUCUCUGCGGGAGCAGCCGAAUGUGUGUCGUUCGUGCGCCUUCUGUCCAAUCCCUCCGCCCCCUCGUUCCUUCCCCCUCUCCUUCUUUUGAAGGCCCCGUCCUGGCUAGGCCCCUCCUAGGUCUGGCUGCCUGCCCUCCUGGCCAGGCCGGGCGCGCCGCUGCCCGUGCAUGGCUGCUCCGGGGGCCGGGCCGGGGUAUUGGGACCCCGCGCCCCCUCUGGCGGUGCCUCCGACGCCGCUCCAGGCGCGCUCCGCGCGCCACGGACACGAAUUGGCGUCGCCUUGCUCCCGCCGCCUUCGCCCCCCUCUUCUCUCCGCCUUCCCGUUCUGGGCGGCCAUCUCGCCUGCUUCUGGCACUGUGUUAAUGAGCUUCCUUCCAUGCCAUGGGCGCCGUAGCGCCCAUCCACCGUUUUAGAGGCGCUCGGGGAGCGCAAGGGCCGCUUGCGGAGGCUCUGCAGACAUCAGGCGCAGCAGAGCAGAUUGAGCAUCGAUGACCUGCUCGUUCUUCAUCGGCCAGGCCAGCCUGCCUGUGGGCAACUCCGCCUCGACCUCUAGGGGGGGCCCGCUGACGUAAUGCUUGACGCGCGCUGGGUCUGGGAAUGGUCCAGAAUAGCUGAGACUGCUGCUAUGAUAAUUAGGCAGGUCGGUCGGGCAUCGCGAGCGUGAGCUAGUGGUAGUUAGCUUUGGGAAUGCGCCAGAGUAGCUACGAAUAGCUACGGGGUGUUGGAGCACCGUAGCUGGAUAUACCUGACUAGAACGAGGCGUGGAACGGCCGCGGGCGCGAAUGGUGACGUACCCGGUGGCCUGGUGCUCUCGGGCGCGGCGUGGUGCUCG
This is a messenger RNA of Prorocentrum cordatum, 1544 nucleotides long. Lineage: Eukaryota; Dinophyceae; Prorocentrales; Prorocentraceae. The record is from the annotation of a GenBank genome assembly.